GGGUCACCAAAUAUUGCCAAAUGUUUUUCUUAGUUUUAGCUCAAAACCAAUUGUUUUAUCAUAAUCUUUAAGAAAAUUAAAAAUUAAAAGGGAAUCUUGGCAUCUGAUCGGAGGCCCAUUGAAGAUCACAUACCCUAACAAAUGCAUCUGCUUCUUUAACCUUCAUUACCCUUUGCCACCUUACAAUACAGCACCCGAAAGAAAAUUAAAAAGUACUUCCUAACCUAAUAAUUCUCUGAAAUUAUUGUUUGGAAACUAUGUUUCCUUUACAACAAGGCAAUGAGUUGUGCUUCAAGAUUUCCUCGAAUCCUCAUCAACAACAACACACAUUAAUCCCACAAGAUCUGAUUCUGGAUCAUCCUGAACUACUUCAUGCCUGCACUGAUGUAACACAUAACGUGGGAAAAAGUCGGCGGCAAAAAUUGAUGUCUGCGGACAACAACAAUAAAAAUGAUCAUGGGAUUAACACUCCUAGUCUUAUUACUAAUGAUAAGAAGAAAAUGAUGCAUAGAGAUAUUGAAAGACAAAGAAGGCAAGAAAUGGCUACCCUUCAUGCUUCUCUUCGAUCUUUACUGCCUCUUGAAUAUAUUAAGGGAAAGCGUUCUAUAUCUGAUCACAUGAACGAGGCUGUGAAUUAUAUAAAGCAUUUAAGGAAGAGGAUUGAAGAACUGGAUACUAAAAGGGAUGAGUUAAAGCAGCAGAUGAAUAUAAGAGAUAUUCCCUCGGGAAGUAGUGGUGGAAGUUCAGGUGAUUGUUCCCCAAGUAGUGGAGUUUUGAUCCGGCCUUGUUUGGGUGGCAUUGAGAUUAGUUUCAGUAGUAAUUUAAGGGAGAAAGGCCAAGGUUUCACCCUAUCACGAGUACUACAAGUACUGCUUGAAGCAGAAAUAUCAGUAGUUAACUGUGUUUCCACCAAUGUAAACAAAAGGGUCUUGCAUACCAUCCAGACUGAGACUGUCAAUGCCGCAGUUUGGCAUCCCAAGUAAACUAUCUCUUGAAUGGAUGGGUUAGUUUGUAAAGAAGCGUGCCACCAACCGCCAGAAAGAGGUAUUUUCCAAGGUUUAUGCGCUGUAUUUAAGACCUUUCAGCUAUGGGGUGUGUCUGUUUGUGUAUCAUUGAGUUUGUUAGCUCUGAAAUAUCCUUUAGAAAGGCAGAAAAUCCUUUAGGAUUUGAUGCCAGCUUCGCAAAUCUCUAUCUUAUAUGCUAUUCAAUAUUCCUUUGCUUAUGGCUAAUAACACUGAUAAGGUGAUGGGGUCCUCGUGCUAGCUGCAUGCAAGCCCCAGGCCUAUUUUGUGCAUUAUCGAUACUUGCAUAUAUGCUGGUGUUGAUCGUGUUAUAUGUACAGAUGAUUGGCUUUUGGUUUUCAUGUUUUAAAAUAUUUUUCAAACAUAUUUUGCAGGUGAAAAGCUGAUAAUUUAUUUAUUUAUUUAUUUUAAUAAUUAGUAUUGGUGUCCAUGAAUGUCUUGGUCACCCAUAAUCAGAAAGAUUAGUUCCUUAUUUGGUUGCAUCUGUUAUUUUAUCCCCUCAUUGUGCGUCUGGAAGUGUAAACAUGUGCAGGUUUGUCGUUGAUGCAAAGGUCCAUAAAGCUAUUUGCAAUUUUGAGCAUAUGUAGAUAGAAGCUGCGUAUUCCAAAUUUUUGCUUAUAAUUAAGAAGAUUUAGAUUGGUAGGAACAUGCUUGAAUAUUUAUUUUGUUGUACUGACGAAAUAAAUAUAAUGUUUUUUGCUAGUUUAUCUUAUGAGUCUCUUUUAAUAGAUA
Messenger RNA from Ricinus communis (castor bean), 1754 nucleotides. Its product is annotated as transcription factor bHLH36. Gene Ontology annotation, cellular component: RNA polymerase II transcription regulator complex. Gene Ontology annotation, molecular function: RNA polymerase II transcription regulatory region sequence-specific DNA binding; protein dimerization activity; DNA-binding transcription factor activity, RNA polymerase II-specific. Gene Ontology annotation, biological process: regulation of transcription by RNA polymerase II. The record is from RefSeq and is a predicted model, not a curated record. Bases 258 to 983 code for a protein of 241 amino acids. The transcript has 3 exons. NCBI's taxonomy places the organism in Eukaryota, Viridiplantae, Streptophyta, Magnoliopsida, Malpighiales, Euphorbiaceae.